This is a messenger RNA of Ostreobium quekettii, 215 nucleotides long. The record is from the annotation of a GenBank genome assembly. Lineage: Eukaryota; Viridiplantae; Chlorophyta; Ulvophyceae; Bryopsidales; Ostreobiaceae.
CGCCUCCUUCAGACUCACUGAUUUUGAGGGCGUCGAUGACUGUCCGACACACAGCUGCGGCCAUAACUUGUGCGGUUUUCGUCACAUAUCUACUGCACACGAGCGACGCCAGGACCCAGUCGCAAGGAGAGACAAUUCAUCAGGGACCAGGGCAAGCAAGGCAUUUAACUUUAUGGGAGGAACCAGCACCAGAGGACCUUGUGCCCUUAGUUGCA